CUGAUAUUAGUUGCCAAAACGAAACCCCCCUUUAAUUUGCUUGUUGCUUUCUGUUUGUGGCUGCGCCUAACUGACGUAUGGUCAUUGGGCAGCUUUAUUUAAACGUCAAUUUUGACACCUUCGAAAGGUCAAUAAUGUCAAUAUUCAAUAUCAUUAAUCACUAACUAGAAUUUUUGUGCAACCCACUUGUCCUAUAAUGCAUAAAUUAUUUAUGAAAGGGAAAUCGAACCGAGCUAUUUGUAGUACAACAUAAAAUAUGUCUGAAGAUAUAACACCCUCCCUCAGCCAAUACUUUGGUUCGUCCGACGAUAAACAAGACCAAUUAGAUUUUACCCAGGAACUCACAGCGGCCUCUAAUAAGAUAAGCGACUUGAAACUCGAAGACAAUCAAAAAAGUGCUAACAAGAACGAGCCUGAGGUAUGUAGAAUUUUCGCCGAAACGCCUCCACAGCCUAAGGACCCCACUGCGGCCUUUUUCGACCUGAUAGGUAACAAUCACACAACUGGAGCUAACGGGAUCAUCUCGGAUUUGGGGAUAUCGGCCAGUAACGAUGAUGGGUACAGUGCUAGAGUGGCUGUGGGGACAGAGGCAGAUAGGAGGAGGGACGCUUGGAUACCUAAUGAAAAGACAAGACAGUGUUUGAUAGCUAACAUGACUGCCACCCCUGGCACUUAUUUUCCUGAUCGAGAUUUGCUCACCAUGCCAGGUGUUCUACUUGAAGAAGAGUUGGGUGACGCAGUGGGUGAAGCGGUGUCUAUGUGCCUUGGAGAGGCUGAAGCCGCGCAACGUCGGGUGUUAACCGCUAGUGACGUUACUCAAGAUGAGCGUGGGUUAAGGGAACUUGUACAGGCAGGUGCCUAUCACGCAGCUAUCAAUUUAACCGCUAGGUUGUUGACCAUAUACGGUCAAGGAAGGGGAAGAGCCGGCCAUCCCAGCAAGCAUUCACCGCAUUCGCUACAGCUCUGGUUUACCAGAAUAGCGUUGCUGGUCAAGACGAAGGCUUUUAAUAUCGCCAGUGCUGAGGCGGAACCUUUCGGACAGCUCGACAAACCAGAUCUGUUUUAUCAGUUCUAUCCCGAGAUGUACGGGGGCCGUCCCGGCUCCAUAGCCUCGUUCUCGUUUCGCCUCCUACUUGCUGAACUACCAAUGCACUGCAGCAAGCCGAAAGAGUCCCUAAUGAAACUGUUCAGCAUACUGGCGACCAUUCGGAAGAUGUUAGAGAAUUUAAAACAGGGACUCUGUGAAGACGGCAAUCCCAUGGAGAUAACCGAGUCGGACAGGGCAGAUUCCCUGCGACUGUGGAACGGUCGCGAAGCGAGGGUCAUGCAUUCCAUCAUCAACUGCGCGCUGGCGUUGAAGGACUACGAGUUGGCCAUGGAGCUGUUGGGACAGCUUUGCGAGAGGGAUGGCGCGCCGAGACAUGCUCUUCUUUCGGCUCUAGGCAGGCUACAUCUACAGCUAGGGGAUAUUGCGGGUGCGGAGGUUUGUUUUAAUGAAGCGGCGGAAGCGAAGGGCGGCGUUCCGGGUGUGCGAGAACUUGUGGACAGGGGACUCCUCUCGGUUGCUCAAAGUCAGUUCGAUGAGGCCUAUGGAUUGUUUCAGCAGGCCAGUACGUUGGAGCCGUCAAAUAUAAUGAUUUUAAACAAUAUGGGAGUUUGCCUGCUGUAUGGCGGCCAUCUAAAGGAAGCCAUAGCUGUACUGGAGUCGGCCAUCUCGUCUAAUCCCAUCCACGCUUUGCACGAAUCUUUACUAUUAAAUCUUUGUACACUAUACGACAUGGAGUCCUCAAAGGGACGUAUGAAGAAAUUUGCCCUGCUGAGGCAGAUCUCCAAGUAUCAGGCAGACGCACCCACCACGAUCCUUGAAAAGCUGUAUGGGUAACACUGCAAUUUGUUUCGUGUCGUGCACUGAAUUACUAUCAGUUUCGUUUAUUAUUUAUUCGGAAUUAUUUUCGGUAUUGUUUGAGAUGUUAUGGUGUGUCAAGCUCAACUUUGUUAUUGGUAAAAUUUGCUCAUUUGUUCAGUCUGCGAUGCCCCAAUAUUCUUAAGAGGUGGUACCUCGACAUUUAAAAGGUUUGAUUUAAUGUCUAUUAUUUAUUAUUCAUUGGCUGUUGUUGAAGGUUAGACAUAUGGGUAUCAAAAAAGUUGAUGUUUCCAAUAAUUGACAAUAAACGCCUACUAGUCAUUUGAACUACUUAAAGUGCAAUGCAGUUUUGGAUUAUAAAUUAGUAUAUUUUGAAAAAUUGCGUUUCAUAGUAACACCUCGCUUACCAUGCAGUUUUAAAAAGAUAAUUCCUUUCAUAAUAAUACAAAUUUAUGUCAAAUACUUGGAUUUGGGCACUAGUGCUAAUCCACUAUAUAUUAUUCGGAGUUCUUGUAUACCAUAAACAGUCUUGGAGAUAUUUGUGACUCCAAAUAAGAAGGUAUGUUUCUAUACUUUGAGGUGCCACAUUUUAAAUAAUAUUUGUAGUAGAGGACAACCCUACCCUUGUUACAUUUUUAUAAAAUUGAAAGUUUUAAACAUUAGGUCCACAGGAAUAUAGAUUCAGAUGCAUUUCUAAGAGGUAGAUUGCACCAGAUAUUUCAGAAGUUGUCUUAAGUUUUUUGUUCAAUUAAACCUUGUUCCACAAACUGUUUUUUCAUUAUAGUCAUUUUAAAAUCCCACUUAGAAUCUUUUGUACAAUUUUUGAAAUAUUUCACAAAUUGUGGAACCAACACCAAAAACAUUGACAAAUAAUUUCUAGUUGAGUAAUAGGACUAGUCGAAACGUAGUGUCUUUUAACGAUUGCCUAAUUUGAUAUUCCCUCAGCUUUGGAAGAGUUUCGGAAUUGAUGCAACGUUAUGAAAUGUAAUAAAGAAGUGCUAGUUUUGCGCGAGUUGCCAGAACGGUCAAUUAUUACACUACCCUCCUCUGUAAGCUAUCAUAUAUUCUUGUACGUUACUUUACCUGGAAAAUUCGACAACUUGUGCCGUGCUAGUUACUUAUACCGGAUAGUAUUAUAUGAUGCCGAAAGUUAUUGAAAGGUAGCAACCAACACACAAUUUUGUCAAGGUUUUUUUGUAUAUUUAUAUGUUACGCUCAUUUUAAUAGCAUUAUCUGGAUGUUUUAUAUUAUAUUUGUAAUGUGAGAGUGUUGUGUCUCACGUUCAUGCAACUGUGAUGUCUUUGUUAUCUGUAUCACCGAAUUUUAAUAAAAUGUACUGCAAGUUUGAA
Messenger RNA from Anoplophora glabripennis (Asian longhorned beetle), 3213 nucleotides. RefSeq names its product trafficking protein particle complex subunit 12. Gene Ontology annotation, cellular component: TRAPP complex; Golgi apparatus. The transcript is spliced from 5 exons. Bases 257 to 1882 code for a protein of 541 amino acids. Gene Ontology annotation, molecular function: protein binding. The record is from RefSeq and is a predicted model, not a curated record. NCBI's taxonomy places the organism in Eukaryota, Metazoa, Arthropoda, Insecta, Coleoptera, Cerambycidae.